CCUCUCCCCUGUCGCUUGUCCGCGCUGUGGUGGCCAUGUUAAGUUCGGGCAAAGACUUCGCUUCUGGGCCGUGUUUCCGCCUCCCGCUUCCUGCUGAGGGCGGUCGGCUGAGCUCCGAGGGGUCAGGACAAGAGAGAGUUGAAGAGUCCAGAGCUCGCCGUUGGGGAUUGAGGUACUCGGGAGGUGGCGAGGCUGGGGCUCUUCCGAGAGGGCUGCCUUAGCGCGCGUGACGGCCUUUGAGUUCCCCACCUGGGGACUGAACAACUCACCUGGGUAUCGGACCUCUGUCACAUGAGGGCUGGACGUCUCACCUGAGGCCUGGACCUUUCGUCUGUCCCCCACCCUUCCCACCUGGCGGCCGACCUGUCACCUGUAAACUGAGCUCUGCUCUAGGGGACCGGCUCAGUGUGUUUGGGGGCCUCAGGCAUUGGGCACACAGUGACCUACCGAAAUUUUAAAUGGCUUUGAAUGAGAAGUGAUACGCAAUUGUCUGGAUUUUAGAGAGCACCUGUUUGUGCAGCUCGUACAGUUUCAUCUGGUCUUGGGUUGACAAGUAGGCCUCGUUUGCACCAGAUCGUUUAUGUUUCCAGCUUAAAGCCACAAUUUGAACGAGUGAUUCCGACCAUUUUCGUGGAAGCCUUGGAAUCCCCAUUGACAGGGACAACAGGAUCUUUGAAGGGUACUACCUAGUCUGAGGUGCCCUCCUUCUCCAAGUCACUCUUGCUAACAGUAUGGCCCUUUUGAACUUGGCCGCUCGAAGGCGGUUAGCCAUCUAUCUGCCCAGCAGCUACCCCCAUUCCCGUGCUGGUGUUGGUCCUCAGCAGAAAGCAUCACUCUCUGGCUGGGAGGAAGUGUCCUGGCUGGGAGGAAGGAGGAUCAGGUCCAUGAAGUUUAAAGCACCACAUGACUGGCAAGAAAUCAUCAGGCAAGCCAGAAGGUUUUUGGCGCACACCUUUAAUUCCAGCACUCGGGAUGCAGAGGCAGGCAGAUCUCUGUGAGUUCAAGGGCAACAGAGCUAGUUCCAGGACAGCCAAAGCUACACAAAGGGACCCUGUCUCGAAGAACCAAAAGAAAAAGAAAAAAACCAAAUCAUCAGGCAGGCAGCCUCUGUUGUUUCUGGGCCUGCUGGUCACUGCAGCUGCUAUCCACCUUGUUGCCUGUCCCUAUACCAAGGUGGAGGAAAGCUUUAACCUACAGGCUACACAUGAUCUGCUGUACCACCAGCUGGAUAUAGACAAGUAUGACCACCACGAGUUUCCUGGAGUUGUUCCCAGGACGUUCCUUGGGCCACUGUUGAUUGCGGUGUUCUCCAGUCCUGUGGUUUGUGUGCUUUCGCUGUUGGAAGUAUCCAAGUUUUACUCUCAGUUGACAGUCAGAGGAGUCCUUGGACUUGGAGUGAUUUUUGGACUCUGGACGUUACAAAAAGAAGUGAGACGACAGUUCGGGGCCACAGUGGCUGCCAUGUUCUGCUGGAUAUCAGCCACACAGUUUCACCUCAUGUUCUACUGUACGAGGACCCUUCCCAACGUGCUGGCCCUGGCUGUGGUUCUUCCAGCCCUCACCGCCUGGCUGCAGCAUCAGUGGGCCCUCUUUAUCUGGCUCUCAGCCUUUGCCAUCAUUGCCUUCAGGGCUGAGCUGUGCAUGCUGCUGGGCCUUAUGCUGCUGCUGACCUUAUACCAAAGAAGAUUGUCUGUAGCCAGAUUGCUCCAGCAUGCUGUCCCAGCAGGGAUUCUCUGUCUAGGACUGACGGUUGCUGUGGACUCCUAUUUCUGGAGAUACCUUGUAUGGCCAGAAGGAAAGGUGCUUUGGUACAACACUGUCCUGAACAAAAGUUCCAACUGGGGCACCUCCCCACUCCUGUGGUAUUUCUACUCUGCCCUGCCCCGAGGCCUGGGCUGCAGCCUUCUCUUCAUACCCUUGGGGGCAGUGGACAAGAGGACCCAUGCACUGGCCCUGCCAAGCCUGGGAUUCGUGGCUUUGUACUCCCUCCUCCCGCAUAAGGAACUGCGCUUCAUCAUCUAUAUCUUCCCUGCACUGAACAUCAUGGCUGCCAGAGGAUGCACCUAUGUCCUGAAUAACUAUAAAAAGUCUUGGCUGUACAAGAUGGGAGCUCUGUUUGUGAUAGGACACAUCAUGGUAAAUGUGGCAUGUUCAGCCACAUCCCUCUAUGUAUCCCAUUUCAACUAUCCUGGUGGUGUUGCGAUGCAGCGGCUACAUGAAUUGGUGCCCCCACAGACAGAUGUCCAUCUGCACAUUGAUGUGGCUGCUGCCCAGACAGGUGUGUCACGGUUUCUACAGGUCAACGAUGACUGGAGGUAUGACAAGAGGGAGGACGUGCACCCUGGGGCAAAGCGCAUGCUGGACUACACACACAUCCUCAUGGAGGCAGCUCCUGGGCACCUGGCCCUCUACAGGGAUACACACCGUGUCCUGGCCAGUAUUGAGGGCACUACAGGUGUGAGUCUGACUCCGAUGAAACUGCCACCCUUUGAUGUCAACCUACAGACAAAACUGGUGCUUCUGGAGCGGCUGCUUAGGCUGGCCUGAGAGGAUGGUCGUUCACCAUGAGCCUCAAGUGGAUCCUUCUGACUCCGUGCAGACAGUUCAGGAAAACAAAGAAAAGGACCAAGGACUUCCAGCAUGCCCCUGGUGUUGACUUGUAGCAGGCAGGGCCCUGCCGUGGCCACACCUAGGGCACAGGGCUAAGAGAAUGUGGAGCCCAGGACCUACCACCAAAUGUGAUAGUGGCCUGCUCAGAACUGUCUGCCACGGUUAGGUGGCCCACAGGAUCAUUUAUAUUAAAAUUGGGAACCAUUCAUAACCAAUGGGACAGUGAGCCAGGCUAGAGCACCCUGCCACCCUAGCUCUGCAGUGACCCUCAGUGUGUACGUCCUGCUCUGGAACCACACUUGUUGCCAUGGCCUCAGGAGAGCGUCCUAGAAACCCGGAGCUUCGGCACAGGGCAGCCCCAGCACCCGUUAUUACAGCCGUUGAUUCUUAGGACAUAAGCAUGUUUAUAAAAGAACAGAAAUAAAAAUUAUGCUU
This is a messenger RNA of Chionomys nivalis (European snow vole), 3045 nucleotides long. It is a transcript of the gene Alg12, whose product is annotated as ALG12 alpha-1,6-mannosyltransferase. The record is from RefSeq and is a predicted model, not a curated record. Gene Ontology annotation, biological process: protein N-linked glycosylation. The transcript is spliced from 11 exons. The coding region runs from base 904 to 2547 and encodes 547 amino acids. Gene Ontology annotation, molecular function: alpha-1,6-mannosyltransferase activity. Gene Ontology annotation, cellular component: endoplasmic reticulum membrane. Lineage: Eukaryota; Metazoa; Chordata; Mammalia; Rodentia; Cricetidae.